GUUUAUAAUAUGACUGAGGACAUCUACCCUUUGUUCGGAUGGGAUGACCCUGUUCCGAACGAAUUCAAAGAGAUCUUCUCCAAAUGCGCCAAGUAAGAAUUUAAAUGAUUGUUGUACUUUUAGUGAGUCAGACUCCCGAAAGUGUAGUAGCACAUUAGAAGAAUCCUUAAGUAGUUGAGUUGUGUGUAUGUUUUUAGUAGUGGACGAGGAUUACGAGAUAAUAGGAAGAAGCCAAAAUGAAAAUUCAAUCUGCCCGCUCUGCUACCAAACUGUGCAAUCAGGUCACACACAAUUGUACUCCAAUCUCCUUUCCCAGUACUUUGAUGUCCACACUCAAUGCGCCCUCACUUGCAAACAUAAAACAGCACAACUUGCCCUCUUAACAGAUUCAAUCUAGCAUGCGCAAAUUAUGGAACGAGUCCCAGUAGACUACGACCUAUUGGAUCUGAAUGUCAAAGUCUUCGUGGAAUUCAGAAUAUUUCACACCAUCGCACAACAACCCUACCUCAGCCUCACGCAUUCCACCACACUCAAACAGAAGAAAAACACAUCCAUCCUAAUCGAUUACGCAAAUCUGAGAGAGUACUUCGGUAAAAGACAGAAACACCUUGUCCCGCUGAUGCAAGGUCGCAUUCAAAUCGACGUUCACAUCAUGGAUAGCAAUCUCAUGCAAGAAGCCAAGAAUGUCCAUAGCUACGAAUUCUACUACAAUGCAAACAAAGUUACCAGCGAUUACAUCUGCAUCGGAUAUGAUGACAUAUGCAUCUCUAUGUAACUAGAAGAAGAACACAACCAACCUCAAUUGUGCUUGAAAUCACUCCAAAUCAACUUGUCUCCAGACUUAGCCAAACAACUCACCAAACAAUCACCCAAGUCCUCCCCCAUUGUUGAUUCAUUCCUCUUCUCACCCAAAACCCGUAUUUUCACGCCUCAAGUUGGCCCUGCACAACAAAGAGUCCGUUUCCAAUCAUUCCAAUUAGAAGAGCAAACCCAACCAGAUGAAUGGACUGAAGAUUUGUAAAGCUUUGAGCAAAUACGAGGCAACAUCGUCAAUUUUGUCAAGACUCAACAUGGUAGUCGACUCAUCCAAAAGCAUUUCACUACUUGUACACAAAUGGAAUUGGAUCAACUGUUGCAAGAAAUAGGUCCACACAUAGGCGAUCUGAUGAUUGAUCCAUAUGCCAAUUACAUGUUCGGCAGUCUGAGUCAGAGUUGUGCUCCACAUCAACGAUUAUACAUCUUACAAACCGUAACCUUUUAUUCAUAUAUAUUGUUCAGAUUUCCAAUCACCUCGUGGAUAUUGCAUGCGAUAAAAAGGGUACUCAUGCUAUUUAAUCGUUGGUUUCUUUGAUAUCAUCUAAACAAGAAGAAGAAAUGGUUGAAAACAGUAUAAAAAAUCAUAUCAUCUUUCUCACUCUGGAUAGUCAAGGAACACAUUUGAUCAAAAAGAUCAUUGCCAGAUUCUCAGAAGAUCGUUUGAAUUUGAUAUUUUGCAAAUUAAUGGAGAGAUUCAUUUAGGUCGUCAACCAUCAAUUUGGACUUUGUGUCUUGAAGGAUCUCAUUACUAAAUUCAAAAACAAUCAAGAGAAAUGCAACUUUAUUUUAAUCAAGAUGCGCGAUCAAUUAGAUGAUAUUGUGCAAGAUCCUUUUGGUAAUUAUGGAGUCCAACACGUGAUCGAUGUAAAAUCUGCGUAUCUAUUUAUUUAUAGGUCUACGGUGAUCAGAAAUGCACUCCAAUAAUAGAUAAAAUUUUGUAGAAACUAGUGCAACUAUCAAUCCACAAAUAUUCUUCGAAUGUUGUGGAGAAAUGCAUUUUAGAAACCUCUGCAAAAACAUAAAAACGAUUCAUUAAACAAUUGUCACAAGAUGGCAUUUGCUUGGAAUUGAUGAAAAACAAAUUUGGAACCUUUGUUCUACAGAAAGCUCUUUAAGAAGCUGAGAAACUAGGCGAAGGAGACAUAUUAUAGUAAGCUCUUUAGCGGAACUUGCCUUCCAUCUAUGCUUAGAACAUCAGGCAGAAGUGGAUGGAAUACUUAGCUAAGAAGUGAUUAAUUGACCU
Molecule: messenger RNA, 2059 nt
Organism: Paramecium octaurelia
Lineage: Eukaryota; Ciliophora; Oligohymenophorea; Peniculida; Parameciidae
Source: the annotation of a GenBank genome assembly